Molecule: messenger RNA, 3993 nt
Organism: Meleagris gallopavo (turkey)
Lineage: Eukaryota; Metazoa; Chordata; Aves; Galliformes; Phasianidae
Source: RefSeq, a predicted model, not a curated record
ACAACUUUUUUUUUCCUUCCUCAGCAUUGCUAUAAAAUGUUCAGAACUCCUGUACAUUUACGGCUGUCUAGAUCCCCGUGUAAGAGCUCUGGUGUUCAGUUUACGAUGCUGGGCCCGUGUUCAUGGACUUACAAACAGUGUGCCUGGUACCUGGAUUACAAACUUCUCUUUAACCAUGAUGAUCAUGUUUUUUCUGCAAAAGAGAUCGCCGCCUAUCAUUCCAACACUAGACCAACUUAAAGAGCUGGCAGAUGAAAAAGACAAAGAUGUAAUCGGAGGGUAUGAUUGCUCAUUUGUGAGCGACUUAAGCAAGAUAAAGCCUACAAAAAAUACAGAAACGCUUGAUGAGUUGCUGUGUGACUUCUUUCAAUACUUCGGAAACUUUGACUUCAGAAAGAAUUCCAUAAAUCUUCGAAAGGGAAAGGAAGUAAAUAAACCUGAGUCGUCUCCUCUUUAUAUCUGGAAUCCUUUUGAACAAGACCUUAAUAUCAGCAAGAAUGUUAAUCAGCCACAGCUGGAGAAAUUUGUAGCUGUGGCCAGAGAAAGCGCCUGGAUUUUACAGAAGGAAGAUAAAACUCAGCAAAUGAUCAAUAAGGAGCCCUGGGGACUGGCAGCUGUACUGAUACCAUUUGGAAAAAGCAAUCCAAACACGUUGAAGAGUAGGACAAAGGGAAUAGGAAGUGAAACAAUCAAAAGCCUCUUGGACUCUUUAAAGUUAAGUGAUGCAAACAAUGUACAGAAAGCAGUGGGAAAGUGACUUUCAGCACAGAAACACAGUAGCUGCUGUUCUGUUUUAGGAAUUGAAUGUGACACAGUUUGAAGAAUAUUGCUUUUAAUAUUUCUUUUGUGGUGAAAUGGAGAGUUGGUGACCUCUGGUUGUCAUUGUGAUGUUUUUUGUACAGGUCUACUUUCUGUACGUCAUCUUCUCCUUUACUCUUCACUUUUCCAUCUGUUUUGUGAAUGAAGAGCAUUAAAAUGCAAAUUUUACAGAUACAUUUUGGAAGCAGACUUUGAUUGGACACUUCAAAAAAGAAAAAAAUGAAUGAAAAGAGGAGCAAGGGAAAAAGCCACUGGGAAUUGUUUCAGUUAAUUCUUUUUGGUUAAGUAAAAGCUCAAGAAGUAACCACUUUUCAAUGAAAGCACAUCUUAAAAGAAGAUGAAUUUUGAACCAUUGCUUCCACUGCAGUCACAUGCAGGAAGCCAGUAAAACUAAAGUGCAUGUGUCUGUUUUUGGAAUUGUUUUCAAUUCAUGGGGCUAGAGCUAAGACAAAAAUAAAGAGGAUGGAAUUAGAUAACAGGGUUUACAGUUUCGUAGGUUAUUGCUCUCCAAGGAUAGAGCACCUGUUUUGUGUUGGAAAAGUGGGUGUGCUCGUGUUUACCACCUGUUCUCAAACUUCUUCAACCAAAUCUUUAUUUUAUUUUACACAUAGUGCUUGUUCCGACUCAUACUUAUCUGCUUAUGUUUUCUCAUUUUGCCUUCAACUUCAAUUUAAACUCGUAUUUCAGUUUCCAGCAGAAGACUUUUUGGUGCUCUUCUGACUUUAUCAACUCUCCUGAAAGUUGCUGCCUACUGGACAGCACCAAAACCUUCCUCUCACUAUCACUGCUUCUCUCUUUGUCCUUUUUGGGAUUUCACAGGAAAUCCUAUAACAUACUUGAGCCCACAGUCCUGUCUUACUUUUCAGAUAUUCAAUGGAGUGCUGACUGUCCAUGUCUCAGAUCAGCUAGGCCAGCAAGAGUCAACUGUCUUGAAGCAUUGAGUUCUCUGUGCUUUAUACCACAAGAGAGUGUUUUUGGAGGAGUAUAGAGAGGGCUGGAAGGAAUGAAGACAGAAAGAGAAAUGGAAAGAGGGCAGACAAAUUACAGAUUUUCAGGUAGAUUUGUGAUGCCACUGAUGCAUUACAACUAAAUGGCAAGCAUGAUGAGAACAAUUACACAGAUUGUUAUUUCGACUCCUUUAAGUACUGUGCAAGAAUUACUGUAAAUCAGAGAUUGUCAUACAGAUGUAAUAUUCAUGUUUAUGCUAACUUUAAUUUUCAGUAUUUUUAGAUUCUUUAAUGCUGUACUGGUAUAUGCUUUGUUGUGGGCUUUCUUUUUGUUUGUCGCAACUGGUAUUAUCAUUUGAGAAGUGUCUCUUUUCCCUGAGAUAUAUUUAUUAGCGAUCAUAUAGGAAAUAAUGUGUAAUUCCAGAGUAUUUGUAAAAACACUGCUGGGUAAGGAGUUCAGCAGUUAACAGUCUAAACAGACUUUGAGGGACAGAUCAAUGCUAUAUUAAUUUAUUUGAUUUUUAAAAUAAUAUUCAUAUGUGUCCAUUUCACACUGCUAGAUGUUUCAUCAAAGAAUGACUUACAGAUUUAUUAUCCUAGUCACAGGAAUUAAUUCUUCUAUUAACUUUCCUGAGCCUUGAAAUUCAAACUUAGCUUUCUACUUAAAUCUCUGUGCUAGUGUAUGAACUAUGACCUUUUUUGGAAGUUGGAUGAAGUUUACUGUAACUUAUUAUUGGUGCUAAUACAAAUCUUUUCAUAGCAAGCUUGUCAUGGAUGUGGUAAGCAGUCUGUUGCUAACUUAAACUUCAUAGAACCAAGAUGUUUUCUUCUGUUUCCUAAGCAGUAGACUUGAAAGCUUUUUGAAGCAUUUGAAGAUUAGGUGACACUUGAGUACUUGUGGGUUGUCUCUUUCCCUGUUAAAUAGAGCAGGUAACAGGGAUCCCCACAUAGAGAUGAUGUGAUAGAGAGUCUCUGGCAAGGAUUAAGGGGAAGGAUAGCAAACAGAUUUUGUUGUUGGUUUCUGCUAUCAGUCAUCCAUCCAUGGUGACAGAGAUGAGGUAUUCCACAAGCAAUUAAGAGAAAUCUCUGGAUCAGUAACUCUCAUCCUUUUGGGAGACUUAAACUUCCCAGAUAUAAACUGGAAUAUUUUAGUACCGCGACAGGCAAGCCUGUGAAAUUCCUAAAGCACACUGAAGAUAACUUCUUGUCACAAGUGCUUAGCCAGCUGGGAGAGGUGCCCUUCUAGAACUGUCUUUUGAGCAUAAGGAAAGUCUUGUGGGAGGUGUGAUGGUAGGUGGCUGUCUUAGCCACAGCGAUCAUUAAAUAGCUGAGUUCAGAAGAGGUCAGCAGAGUUACCACCCUGGAUCUUAAGAGAGCAAACUUUAAGCUGCUCAGAGAGUUAGUUAGCAGCAUCCCCUGGCAAUCUGCUUUAGAGAGUUCAGGAGCUCUAUAAGAGCUGCUCACUUCUUAAGAACCACCUUUUAAAAACAUGGGAGCAAGCAAUCCCAUUGUGUCAAGCAAAUAGAAGAGAAUAUCAGCUUUACUGAACAGGGAACUCCUUUUGGAACAUGGGCAGAAAAAUAACCUACGAUCUCUGGAAGCAAGGUCAGGGAGAUGAAAAGAGCUACAGUUCACAGUUGUAGGGAGAAAAUAAGAAAAGCCAAAGCUCAGCUCGAGUUGACACUGGCCAUUGUGUCAGCAAAAAAUGAUUUUUUUAAGUAUGUCAACAGCGAGAGGAGAUGUAAGGAAAACGUUGGACUGAUAUUUGGUGAAGAUGGUUACCUAACAAAUUGGAAUGAGGAAAAAGCAGAGGCAUCUAAUGCAAAAAGCCCUGGCUUUUAAUAUUAAUGAUAGUUCUUGGGUUGCUGGUCCUGUGAGUUGGAGGGACAUGACUCAUGACUAAGGGAGCAUGAUCUGUGGUGUCAUAAGUGUAAGAGAAUAGUUGCAUCAGCACAGUGUUCAUAGUCUGUAGCACCUGACAGGGUUCACUCCAGAGCAAAGGACCUCUCAAGAAUUUACUGAAGGUCUUACGUAUAUGAGGAGUAGGGGUAUCAACAGCAAACUUACUGAGACAGAAGCAUACAGCCCAUCUGUGAUGAUAGUGUAUACCUUCUUGCAUUAUAUUCACACUGGCUUGAUGUCACAUAGAAAGACUAUAACAAUUUUGACACUUAGACAUAAGAUGCUUGCAGUCAAACACCAAUAAACUUUGAAUUUUGUUUAUGCA